AUGGGGUCCACCAGGCCACGUGUUGGCCGCUGCUCCGUGAGUGAGAGAGAUAGAGAGUUCCAGAAAGUGAGGUCCGCCGUCCGGCAGCGUCCUGGUCGUGGCGAGCAACAGAGGGAGCAGCCGCGGCUGCUGCUGCCUGACUCCGGCGCGCCCAAGCCCCGGCCAAGGCUGGAGCAGCUGCUCUGGCAUGCCGCCGUUCCCCUCCUGGACCGACCAGAUCCCUUGGAGAAGGUGGGGAACUGCAGGGCAUGCGGCCGGCUGGGUGCAGCACUGCUUCGCUGGGAUGCCGCAAGAGGCCGUGCAGGCGCACAUCAAGACGGGAGCCAGAUGCACACUCGCCGGACAGAGGUUACAGAUUCAAGACACAACAACAAACCUAUGGUUGAAGUCGCAGGAGCUCCUUCCAUGCCGAAGAACACUGUAGAUGCUGGUCCACGUGAGAGGGCAAUUCUCUAUCGAUCCUGAUCUAUUCUCGUGUGAUCCACAAUGGAGUAGAUAGAUAGGAGAAAGGAUGUUGGUGAUUUUGGCGGCAAUCUGUUGAUACGCGAGAAAGAAAGGCAGUUUUAUUGAUUUUAUGUAAUUAGAGAGAUACGGGCUGGUUGUUUUAGUGAUGGGGUCCACCAGGCCACGUGUUGGCCGCUGGU
Molecule: messenger RNA, 644 nt
Organism: Triticum aestivum (bread wheat)
Lineage: Eukaryota; Viridiplantae; Streptophyta; Magnoliopsida; Poales; Poaceae
Exons: 3
Coding region: 1-465 (154 amino acids)
Source: RefSeq, a predicted model, not a curated record